Neogale vison (American mink) is the source of this 2001-nucleotide messenger RNA. It is a transcript of the gene MRPL55, whose product is annotated as mitochondrial ribosomal protein L55. Lineage: Eukaryota; Metazoa; Chordata; Mammalia; Carnivora; Mustelidae. Gene Ontology annotation, molecular function: structural constituent of ribosome. Gene Ontology annotation, biological process: translation. The record is from RefSeq and is a predicted model, not a curated record. Gene Ontology annotation, cellular component: mitochondrial large ribosomal subunit. The transcript has 3 exons. Bases 1591 to 1929 code for a protein of 112 amino acids.
CCUGGGGACUGCCGUCAUGGGGCCAUCUCAGGGGAGCCCUCCCAGCCAGUGUGUUAAUGUGGAGCAGAUGGAAGCCACAGCAGGCUUGGAGGGUGGAAUGAAGCGGUCUGUGAGUCCUUGGCACCAGACACAUGGUGCUGGUGAUGUUCCCGUGGGAUCCUGCAGCCCAGCCUGGCUCUGGGUCCUCGCAGAGGACCAUGCCUUCCAGCUCUUCCCCCCAGAAAUGCCCCCGUCCUGCCCUUCCCCUCACCCCUGGCCUCCCCAAGAUGAGAAGUAUGGUGUGGCCACAGCGUUGUGGAGGAGCCAAGGGGGGGGGAUUUCUAGUGGGUCCUGUGGAAUCUGGGAGAUAUGAAGAAAGGGGUGGGGCACAUGAAGCUGUGGGUCCACGUGGAGCUAGGCAAGGGACUCUGGCUGCAGCGCUCUCGUCCCAAGACAGAUCAUGCCCAGAUCAAGCCAGCUGGGCUUCUCAGGGGUGGCCGUGUCUCGAGCUCCUGGGCACCGCCCCCCACCCAGCCUGCCUGCUGCAGACUUCCUUGGUGCUGGAGAUUACCACCAGUCUCCUGUCUGCAUCUCCAUGACUCUGUCUGGGGUCUUUUGUCAGAAUUGACUCAGGCACCAGUGACAGCUCCGGGACUUCCAGCAAACAGGGUGUGUUCUUCCUGGUAGGACAGCAGAGUCUGGUAUCCCACACACACCCUCACUCAGCCAUAGGGGUUGCUGGGAAGUGCAGGGUGUGGAGGGAACGCUCCCAAGGUACGUGCUGCUGGGCUGGAGCUCCACGGCCGCAGGGCACUCAGCCAGGCUUUCCUGUGAGCAGAGAGGCCCCAGAGCAUGCGGAUGCAAGUAGAGCCAGUGGGAAUGGUUUGGGUGGGACAUCUUGGCUCUUGCUAUGCCUUAGCAAAGGCAUGUGGUGGGUAUCUGCCCCUGGAGUAGCCCACCGCCCCGGGGAGCUCUGGAAUUGUGCCUUGUGACAGCCUGGGGUCUGAAUCCAUUUGUGGGAAAGCCAGGCUGGAAGGGACGGGAUUGCUGUGGGGUCGCUCUGCAAGGCAGAUGGCACAUACAGGGCUUCCUCCCCUCCUGUCACCUCCUGGCAGGCCCCCUCCCCACAGGGCACCUGCUGUGUGCAGGAAGGGCAGGUGUCUGCCAUGCUGGGGGGUGGUUGGUGGGGGGGACUGCAGGUGUCUUGGUCUGCUCAGGCUGCCCUCACAGAAUGCCUAGAAGUCUUGAGUGCAGGAUGCCAGCAGGCUGGGUUCUGCCUUCCAGGCUCAGAGUCCUCCCCGGGGAGCUCUGCUCUCUGGCUCUGGUAAGGAUCCCCGUCCCAGCAUGGGGGCCUUCAGGACCUCACAUAAUCCUGAUGUCAUCCCGUGGAGGUUAGGGCCUCGAUGUGCAAGGCUGGGGGAAUGCAGAAGUCCAAGCCACAGGACAGGAAGUCGUCUCCUGCCUGAUGCUUGGCACCCUAAGCCCACUGGGGUCCCAGCUGCUGACUUCUGACCUCACUCGUCUGAAAGUCUCCUGCACUUGCCCCAGCGGUCUCUUCCAUGGGGCAGAAGCUGUUCUGACCAGGCCCCACCGCACCUGCUGCGGCAGCCCAUGUUGACAGGGUAUGCUCUGGUGCAUGCCCGCCUACAUACAUCCUCCUGGCAGGCCGACAGCAACAGGGCCUCGCUCACACGUGUGCACCGACAAGCCUAUGCACGCCUCUACCCCGUGCUCCUGGUCAAGCAGGACGGCUCCACCAUCCACAUCCGCUACCGGGAGCCACGACGAAUGCUUGAGAUGCCCGUGGACCUGGACACCCUGUCCCCAGAGGAGAGGAGGGCACGGUUCCGGAAACGCGAGGCCCAGCUCCGAAAGAAAGAGAAGGAGGAGCCAGAGCUCAGUGAUGACUUUGACAUGGAGCAGUACAAGCGGUUUUGGACAAAAAAGUGAUGGGCCUGGAAGCUGCCUGUGUGGGGGAUGCGAUUUCGGGGAUGGUGUGUCUUUACAUGGUGUGUUCGCAAA